This is a messenger RNA of Zophobas morio, 1223 nucleotides long. RefSeq lists its product as uncharacterized. The record is from RefSeq and is a predicted model, not a curated record. NCBI's taxonomy places the organism in Eukaryota, Metazoa, Arthropoda, Insecta, Coleoptera, Tenebrionidae. The transcript is spliced from 3 exons. The coding region runs from base 16 to 852 and encodes 278 amino acids.
AUUUAUGUCAAAAGAAUGUCAUAUUUGUCAAUUGUUGACCACCUCGACCCACAUAAAAUACGCUUUUAUGGUCAAGUAAACGAGUUGUGUCUCAAAAAAGAAAUGUCUCCCUCAACAACAAAUCUCCCGCCACCACUGCCUGCCGACGCAAUCCCCGACACACGUCCGCCAAUUGAAUUUGGAGAAUCCUGUCCCAGGAGGUCAUGGACCAGCUCCCAUUUACAGGUUCAAAAAGUAGAACACUCAUGGUACAGCACGUCACCCAACAACAGUUAUCCCCACAAUCUCUUCCCACGUGCUUGCGCCGCACUCCUCCUGUCGCCAGAUGGCGCCACCCCAAACGUCAAAAGUGACAUUCCGCAGUGGCACAGUUUCUCUGUCUCGCGUAAAAAAAUCGCAGUGAUGACUCUCGUAAACCCCGACGAGCAGAAAAACCAGCAGGUGGCGGGCGACCCCAACACCGCCAUCAAGGUGAAGACGCCCAAACGCAUCCUCCACUUCAGCGACGGCGUCCUGGAGGAGUACAGCGACGACGAAGUCGACAACACCCCGCAGGAGGAGCAGGCAGUUGUUGAUCCCAGCAGCCUGACAUGGGGGCCCUGGUUUUGGUACAAGACGUGGCGGGCAGGUGCCGGCACGUUGGCCGUGGUGGAUUCGAUCGGCGAGUUCUUGGCGGCGUUUUUCGGGAUUACCACCCCCAAGUAUUAUUUCGAGCUGGAGGAGUACAAGAGGAGGGAGGCUGAUGCGAAGAACGAGAAGGAGCUGAAGGAAGGGUGGUCCGAGGCUUCGACUGCCGAGAAUUUUACGCUGAAGGAGGUUAAUACGAAGCAGCCGCAGCCCGUCCAGGUUUAAAAUGAAAAAGGUUUUCCAGAGCACCGCUACUUGUUGCUGAAAAAUAUUUAUCCGCUUGCUUCGUACAAGGGAACAUGUAAAGGAUAAUAAUUAAGAACAUAGGCCUUAUAUAUAUUUUAGGACAUAUAUAAUAUAUAUACUCAGCGUUUAUAUUUAUUGAACCGUUUAUUCCAUGUUACCGUUUCAAUUCGAUGUGAUACGUAGUACUUAAGCAUAUUCUUGUCAAUUUCGUGGCGUUUUCGGAGUUGCGUUCGGCAAUCGGAACUGAGGUUUCCGUAAAUGUUAAACACAACUAUAUUGCGGAACGCAACCUCCGAAUUAUUGAUGUUUCUCACGUCCACUCUUAAAAGACAAAUAAAUCAUUAAAGGAG